Megachile rotundata (alfalfa leafcutting bee) is the source of this 5252-nucleotide messenger RNA. RefSeq names its product hyaluronan synthase-like protein kkv (gene kkv). Gene Ontology annotation, cellular component: cell periphery; cell septum. The record is from RefSeq and is a predicted model, not a curated record. Lineage: Eukaryota; Metazoa; Arthropoda; Insecta; Hymenoptera; Megachilidae. Gene Ontology annotation, biological process: chitin biosynthetic process. Gene Ontology annotation, molecular function: chitin synthase activity.
CUAAGCGGCUUUCACCUGGCCGAUUACGAACCUUGGUCAUCGACCGACUGAUCCUCGAUUUUCGCGGCGUCCAGUGAUUUCGGUGGCCGUCGUUUCUGAUGCGGCACGCACCGGUCAACGCUUCCCGCGGGGAAAUGUUUCCAUGAGAUCGAGAAAAACGGGUUCAAGAUACGUGCCGUUGACCUCGUAGAAUCGCGACGUUCUAUCGGUUUUCUGGCAGGUUUCACUUUCGUCCAAGAAUGUCGAAAAAUCAGCAACAAAAUGGAAUGAUGCCAGGGGGAGCAGCGAUGGCGGGCGCUGACGAUUUUUCCGAUGGCGAGAGUACACCAUUGACUCAAGAUUAUGGCGACAGUCAAAGGACGGUCGUGGAAACGAAAGGAUGGGAUGUGUUUCGAAAUCCACCGCCGAAAAUCGAUUCCGGAUCGAUGGCCAAUCAAAGAUGUUUCGAAAUGACGGUACAAGUAACGAAGGUUGUCGUCUAUCUGUUAGUAUUUGUGAUAGUGUUGGGAAGCGGUGUGGUUGCCAAAGGAACGAUACUGUUUAUGACGUCUCAGUUGAAAGCUGAUCGAAAAAUCGUUCACUGCAAUAAGGACUUAGGACUCGACAAGGAAUACGUAUCAGUAUUAUCAGAAGAAGAAAGGAUAGCAUGGAUCUGGUGCAUAAUCAUAGCGUUCGCCGUGCCAGAAUUCGGCACACUGAUUCGAAGCAUUCGAAUAUGCAUCUUCAAGUCCUGGAAGAAGCCGCUCGUAUCUCAUUUUCUUCUGGUGUUUCUCAUGGAAACGUUCCACGUGGUUGGUCUUGCUUUAAUGUUCAUGGCAGUGCUCCCCGAUUUGGACGUCGUUAAAGGAGCCAUGUUAACCAACUGCGUGUGUUUCGUGCCGGGUUUAUUAGGACUUCUCUCUCGCAAUAAAACCAAAGACGAAUCCAAGAGAUUCGUGUUGGUGCUGAUCGAUAUUGCUGCAUUAGCCGCGCAAGGAACAAGUUUCUUCCUUUGGCCAUUAUUGGACAGUUCCCGACCAUCGCUAUGGCUCAUACCACCAUCUUUGUUCCUGGUUUCCUGUGGCUGGUGGGAAAAUUAUGUUUCGAUACAAAGUCCGAUCGGAUUUGUUAAGUCCCUAGGCAAAGUGAAAAAGGCACUGCGGCUAACACGAUACUUCACUUACAUGUUCAUGUCGGUAUGGAAAAUCUUGGCGUUCUUUAUCAGCAGUUUAUUGAUACUGCACAUGAGAGGAGAAAAUGUCGGACAUUUAUUCUCGAUGUUAAGUAACGCUUUUGGUAGCCAUAAAUACGAAGUAUGGCAAGAGGUUUCCACCAGAGUCACCGAUAUUGCAGAUUUGGUUGAUAAUGGCGUGAGAAUAUCGAGAGAUGCAGAUGUGAACACGCCUAUUUAUGUUCUACUGUUGCAGAUAUUCGGUGCUUAUUUUGCGUAUGUUUUUGGUAAAUUCGCAUGCAAAAUUCUGAUACAGGGAUUUAGUUACGCCUUUCCCGUAAAUCUGACAAUUCCGGUAUCGAUCUCUUUGUUGAUCGCUGCUUGCGGCUUGCGGAACAGCGACCCUUGCAUAUUCCACGACACAAUCCCGGAUUAUUUGUUCUAUGAAUCGCCACCGUUUCUCAACGAUUUCGUUACGAAGCAAUAUGCCUGGGUAUGGUUGCUCUGGCUGUUGUCGCAAACGUGGAUCACGUUGCAUGUGUGGACACCUAAAUGCGAACGUCUUGCCGCCACGGAGAAGCUUUUUGUUGUACCGAUGUACAAUUCCUUGUUGAUCGAUCAGUCGAUGGGGCUGAACCGGAAACGGGAUGAUCAACCUGAGGUGAAAGUCGAGGAUCUGGCGGAGAUAGAAAAAGAAAAAGGGGACGGGGAUUACGAGACCAUAUACGAACAGACCGACGGAUCAACUACACCACCGUCGGCUGUAAAAAGCAGCGAUCACGUAACGAGAAUAUACGCUUGUGCAACGAUGUGGCAUGAGAACAAAGAAGAAAUGAUGGAAUUCUUGAAGAGUAUCCUACGCCUGGACGAGGACCAGUGUGCCCGACGCGUUGCCCAAAAAUAUUUGAAAGUUGUCGAUCCGGAUUACUAUGAAUUCGAAACUCACAUCUUUUUCGAUGACGCGUUCGAGUUAUCGGAUCACGAUGAAAACGAGUCUCAGGUGAACCGGUUCGUGAAAUUGUUAGUGGGCACAUUGGAUGAGGCUGCAUCAGACGUUCACCAAACGCGAAUGCAUGUUAGAGCACCGAAGAAAUAUCCGACACCUUAUGGUGGCAGAUUGGUGUGGACUCUUCCAGGGAAAACGAAGAUGAUUGCUCAUUUGAAGGAUAAGAGUAAAAUUCGUCACAGGAAGCGAUGGAGUCAGGUCAUGUACAUGUACUACUUACUGGGACAUCGAUUAAUGGAGUUACCAAUUAGCGUAGAUCGUAAAGAAGUAAUCGCGGAAAAUACUUAUUUAUUGACACUCGACGGAGACAUUGAUUUCCAACCUGCCGCUGUGAAACUGCUCGUAGAUUUGAUGAAGAAGAACAAGAACCUUGGUGCAGCUUGUGGUCGAAUUCAUCCAGUUGGUUCAGGUCCAAUGGUGUGGUACCAAAUGUUCGAAUACGCUAUCGGCCAUUGGCUGCAAAAAGCAACCGAGCAUAUGAUCGGCUGUGUGCUUUGUAGUCCCGGUUGUUUCUCGUUAUUCAGAGGUAAGGCUUUAAUGGACGACAACGUGAUGAAGAAAUACACAACGAGAUCGGACGAAGCCAGACACUACGUUCAAUACGAUCAAGGGGAAGAUCGAUGGCUUUGUACUCUUCUUCUGCAACGGGGUUACAGGGUCGAAUAUUCAGCAGCCAGCGAUGCUUACACACACGCACCGGAGGGCUUCAAUGAAUUUUACAAUCAACGUCGUCGAUGGGUUCCCUCUACCAUUGCUAACAUAAUGGACCUCCUGAUGGACGCGAAACGAACGAUCAAAAUCAACGACAAUAUAUCUCUUCCAUACAUUUCCUAUCAAAUUUUGCUUAUGGGUGGAACAAUUUUAGGACCAGGCACGAUCUUCCUUAUGUUGGUCGGUGCUUUCGUGGCGGCUUUCAAAAUCGACAACUGGACAAGUUUCUAUUAUAACAUUAUCCCCAUCCUGUUGUUUAUGAUCGUAUGUUUUACGUGUAAGGCAAACAUACAACUUUUGUGUGCGCAAAUAUUAUCGACAGGAUACGCAUUGAUAAUGAUGGCCGUGAUAGUAGGUACGGCCCUGCAACUUGGAGAGGAUGGCAUCGGGUCACCUUCGGCCAUAUUCUUGAUAUCACUGUCUAGCUCGUUCUUUAUAGCCGCCUGUUUGCAUCCGCAAGAGUUUUGGUGUAUCGUGCCAGGCAUCAUUUACCUUCUCUCGAUUCCUUCCAUGUAUCUCCUUCUCAUCCUGUACUCCAUUAUCAACUUGAAUGUCGUCUCCUGGGGAACCCGCGAAGUCCAAGUGAAAAAGACUAAAAAGGUUUUCUUUGCAGCAGUGAUCAGCACCUUCUACGCAAUGGUUAUGGUCGCAGUAAUAGUUGGGAUUGCAAUAAGUAUUUCUGAAGAUGGCGGUUUCUCGCCAUCAGCGAUGUUUCUUGUGUUAAUGAUAGGUCAAGUGGUGAUAGCUGCACUAUUGCACCCGGAAGAAAUACACUGCCUGAUAUACUUCGCUAUUUAUUUUAUAUCCGUUCCUUCGAACUACGUGCUGCUUAUUAUUUACGCGGUCUGUAACCUCAAUGACAUUACGUGGGGCACUAGGGAGGUCGCUACUAAAAAAACUGCCGUGGAACUUGAACAAGAAAAGAAGGAAGCCGAGGAGGCGAAACGGAAAGCGAAACAAAAGUCUUUGUUAGGUUUCCUACAAAAUGGCGUAGGGUCAAACGACGAUGAAGAAGGAUCGAUAGAAAUCUCUUUGGCAGGAUUGUUCAAAUGCAUGUUCUGUACGCAUGGUCAGACAUCCAAUGAGAAACAACAAUUGGUCGCCAUUGCUGAGUCACUGGAACAAGUUGGCAAACGGUUGGAAGCCAUUGAAAGGACUGUGGAUCCUCAUGGACACUCAGGACGAAGGCGUGCAUCCUCCGUGGGUUCUCGAACCGCCAAUCACUUGGGUGACAUCGGGGAGGAUCCUGCAGAGGAUCAGGAUGGCAAUAGUGAUGCAGAGACAGUGACUAGUCAAAAUACGGAAGGCAAUCGAGAGGGUAGUAAUUUCCUUAGCAGACCUUAUUGGUUGAAUGACGAUGGACUGAAAAAGGGUGAGAUCGAUGUACUGUCCCUUCAGGAAGAACAAUUCUGGAAGGACCUUUUGGAGAAAUAUUUGUAUCCUAUUGAUGAGGACAAAGCUGAAAAGGCCCGAAUCGCCAAAGAUCUAAAGGACCUCCGUGACCAGAGCGUGUUCGCGUUUUUUAUGAUGAAUGCCCUCUUCGUCCUGAUCGUGUUCCUCCUGCAAUUAAACAAAGAUUUGUUGCACGUGAAGUGGCCUUUCGGUAUCAAGACGAACAUCACCUAUGACGAAAGCUCGCAGGAGGUACACAUUACGAAGGAGUAUCUACAACUCGAACCAAUCGGGCUGGUUUUCGUGUUCUUCUUCGCCCUCAUAUUGGUUAUUCAAUUUACGGCGAUGCUGUUCCAUCGAUUUGGCACGUUCGCACAUAUUUUAGCCAGCACCAGCUUGGAUUGGUACUGCUGCAAGAAGACAAAGGAUUUGUCGGAAGAAGCAUUGUUAUCGAAACACGCGGUGGAAAUAGUGAGAGAUUUACAAAGAUUAGAUGGAAUGGAGGGUGAUUAUGAGGAAGGCAGUGGUAGCGGUCCCGGUCGAAGAAAGACGAUAAGAAACCUCGAAAAGAGUCGCAGAAAGACGCAGGCAAUCAAUACCCUCGAUGUCGCUUUCAGACAGCGAUUCUUUAGCCUGUCAGAAGGAAACGGUUUACCAAGAAAUAUGUCAACAAGACGUUCAGCGAAAGCAUUCAAGGCAUUCGAGGGACGCAGAAACAGCAUAAUGGCGAUGAGGAGGAAAUCGCAAAUGCAAACCUUAGGAGCGAAUAAUAUUUACGGAGUAGCAGGGAAUCCUUUAGGAAUUCAAGGUCGUCCAUCGAGAAGUAGCCAGAUUUCUGUUAAAGACGUGUUCGAGGGACACGCUGGACACACGAAUUCUGCUUACGAGCCCGACGAGAAUUCCGGAAGUAGCCUCAGGCUUCACAACUUAGGUCAAAAAGAAAAACGAUAAUGGCCAUUUCCACGUAACAUUCAACGGACCGAAAGUGAAAUA